This is a messenger RNA of Oncorhynchus mykiss (rainbow trout), 4348 nucleotides long. RefSeq names its product phosphoinositide-3-kinase, regulatory subunit 6b (gene pik3r6b). Lineage: Eukaryota; Metazoa; Chordata; Actinopteri; Salmoniformes; Salmonidae. Gene Ontology annotation, biological process: positive regulation of MAP kinase activity; G protein-coupled receptor signaling pathway. Gene Ontology annotation, molecular function: 1-phosphatidylinositol-3-kinase regulator activity. The record is from RefSeq and is a predicted model, not a curated record. Gene Ontology annotation, cellular component: phosphatidylinositol 3-kinase complex, class IB.
AUGUCCUAACCGACUUUCCAAAACUAUAGUUUGUUAACAAGACAUUUCUGGAGUGGUUGGAAAACAAGUUUUAAUGACUCCAACCUAAGUGUAUGCAAACUUCUGACUUCAACUGUACAUUUUAUGUAUGGUCCUGGGAAUCAAGCCCACUACCCUAGCAUUACAAGUGCCCUGCUCUACCAACUGAGCUACAGAGAAAGUUGUAUUAUUUUGCUAAUUUGGUGUUCUGUGUACUGUAAUAGUCAACUCAGUCAAAAAUAUUUGGGCUGCAUUAUCUUUUCUCCUGUUUUAUUUUUUGCCAACCUUGAGUGGAUGCCUUGUGAUGCAUUGUACUUGUGUGAUGAUGUCUAGACUAAACAAAAGGGAUUUUACUGUUGUGGUGCUGUGAGAAAAUGUGUUUCACUCAAGAUAUUGUUCAGUCCUCAUGGGCUUCCAUGGGCAUUGCUAGCAGUGCACUGUACAUUUCUUAUCAUGUCUGAAGAUUCAUUAAUUGAAAUGUUCUCUAUGCUAUAGUGUCAACAUUUAACUUUUCAACUAUGAAUGGCCCUGUAGACUCCUCAGUCCUCAUUGACAAGUGUACAACUUGAAUAAAUACAUAUAUUUAAAUAAAGAAAUCAUAUUUAACAGGAUUCCAGACUGUUUAAUUUAUUUCAGCUAAGCAAUAACAUAAAGGAAGUGAACAUUGUGUCGCGCGUCAACCUGCCUACAUAUUACAAAGAAGGUGUGGCCAAAUAUAUUGUUUACGUUUCUGUAGCCAACUCGAUUAGCCAGGAGGGCUGACGUGCGAUCCACGUACCUAAAGGGGCUACUUGAUAGAAUGUGGUUAGUGAAUUGUCUUUUUUACCAAACGUCCAUCUUCGAAAACAACUGUGUACAGUGUAGCUGCUGCUGUUCAUCAGUCAAUUCGUCCACAUCCAGUGUCAGCGUACAGUGACAAAAUGCAAGGCAGGUGGGAACCCAUGAUGCUGAAAUGUGAUGUUUGACCUCCAAAUUCUCUUGGGAUGAAUAAGAAAACAACCCCAUGGAACCCUCCAGUAGCUUCCACUAUGUCGUCAGCAGUGGAGGCCAGUAUGUACAACAGUAUCCAGGCCAUCCUCAGACAGGCUGCCUCCUCAUGCAACAAAGGUAUGCUGAGGUGGACUCUUCAUAAGAAGGUGGAGACCCAUCCAUCUAACAGUGUCUCACUGGUCAGGGUUCUGGUCAAAGAGCUAGAGAAGGUGGAGAGGCUUGACUAUAAGAUGCAUGUCAUUCCAUUGCUUCACACUCUCAACUACGUUAUUAUUCAGCAGCAGUCUAGCCACAUUCCAUGUAAGCUGUUUCAGAGAGUGUAUGAGUGCUUCAAAAGGCUCCUAACACUUCCAGAGCCCUACUGUACUAUCGCACUGAGAUACGUGAGAGGCAUAAAGAUGGAGCAGAUCACACCAGGAGCUUUGUAUCAGAGAAGGGUGAUUGCUGAGCAGAGCCUAAGGAACAAACAUUUCCCCCAGCAGGAAAGGGUAUUUGUGUUUGCAGACCCGGCUGUGUUCUCAGGGUCCCUGUGGCAGGCGGUGAGGGCAGACCUGGUGCUGGCCGGCCACCAAAGUGACACACUGGCAAGACUGGUGCUACUGCACACUCUGCAGGCUGGACUGGGGAAGGCCUGUCAUGGUCCCAUACUGACUCAAGCUCUGGAGGAUCUAGGAGAAGAUGUGGAAAAGUACUUCCAGGAGGUGGUGUUAGCUGUAGAGCAGAGUAUAGAGAACGGCGAGGCAGGCCGUGACCAGCACAAAACCAGGCUACAGCACAUCUACAGUGACAUCCUGACCUCUGCUAACCAAGACCCAAAGGCCCGUGGCUCUCUUUCUAACACUCCAUUGCCCUCGCCAGAGAUUCACUUCCACCUGUGGACAAACGAAGAGGAGCUGUGGAAUGAGCUGGUGAACUUCACCCUAAACGUUUCCACCUCUGAGCGGAACUCUAUGUACCAGGAGGAGGAAGAGGAGGAUGUUUCUAAGAGGGUUUCCCUCCUGUCUGUUGAUAGUGGAAUAGAGAAGGACCUGUCUGACAUGGAGGAGCGGGAACAGAGGAAUCCAUUCACCCGGUCACGGUCACCGUGUUUCAGAGGGAGAAUGAAGCCAGAAGACAAAAUGGCUCUGGUACAGGAAAACAUCAAGGGGCCCGCCUGUAGCACCCCUCUCCCUAAAGAGGAGGGGAACCUUACUGCACGCAUAGUGAUGAUGGGAGAUGACAGGGUGCUGGGGAGACUGGCCAAGGCGUAUCACUCCAUCAGAAAAAGGGAGGCAAAACAUCUCAUCUUGACCAAGAGAGUGAACCUACAGAUAUACUACAUCCCUGUCACUGAUGAGCCUAUCGUCAAUUCACCUGAAAGCACAUCACAAGUUGGAGACAGGUUGUCUCUAGCCUCGUUCUUAGGAAGGGUCGAUCCCUGGUACGAAAGCAACAUCAACAGUUUGGGAGCCAUGAUUCCAAAGCUGGCAGGAACGCAGUCCAGUCACAGCAGGUCAUCAGAACCCAACCACUUCCUUGUGGACGUCCUCUCCUACUACCUUCGCUGUGGCAUACAGCCUGUCCACUUCACACUCUACUCUGUCAAGAUCUCUGUCUCUGGCCAGACUGGCAGCCCUGUGAACGAGGUGUUUGUGUCCCACCUGGAUGCUGAGUUCCCGGAGUUCAAAACACUCAGAGAAAAUCUAAAACAAGAGAGAUCUAGUCUGCGACGAACAAGGAAGACACAUGGAACCUGUGGAGCGGUGGUUUCUAUGAAUUACACUAAGGUCUCCUUGAGCAAACAAGAGGUUGUCCAGGGAAUGUCAGUCAUGACAUGUGGAGUGGGCAUCAGUGCAAUAUCACCCAAUGAAACAGAAGGUCUUGAUUCCCUAACUGUCCAUUUUGACAGUACAAAUCCAAGAUGCUGCACGGAGAUCAGAACCCAAAACAUUAAAAUCAGAAUCCUGGAGGAUAAGACCUUCACUGUCUGUCUGGACAAAGACUGUCGCAGGAAAUACACACAUGUGCAAAGCAUUGAGAUCUCUCCAUGUUUGGAUCCAGGCUAUUGCCUCCAGACAAGUUCCAAGUUCAGUGUGGGAGAGGAGAGGGAGGCGGGGCUGAGCAAAUACAUGUGCAAGAUCCUGCCUCUGCCAAUCAACACCUUCACUGGCAUCAACCACUGAGGGGAUUUGAUUAUUAAGCCCGGGCUCUGUCCCAGGCGUGAGCCAGGUGCUCCGCUCUGGCCAACGGCGAAGUAAGCUCAAAACAAAAGUGACAUCGGUUAUGCCCGUGGAGUAAUGAGUAGGAUUCUGUGUUUUGACAUGCGAAAGGGAUUUAUUUUGAUUAAAAAAGUGUUUUAUCUGCCUUCCCAAUGAAAUCUAGUUUGAAAAUUCUAUCAUAUAUUUUAUGAAAAGAGCUGUAUGUAUUUUUUUAAAUAUUUUUAUUAUGAUCCCCAUUAGCUGUUGCAAAAGCAGCAGCUACUUUUCCUGGGUUCCACUCAAAACAUGAAACAUGACAUAAUACAGAAUAUUAAUAGACAAGAACAGCUCAAGCACAGAACUACAUAAAAAAAACUUUUUGGAAUACACACGUAGCCUACAUAUCAGUACAUACACGCAAACUAUCUAGGUGAAAUAGGGGGGAGGUGUUGUGCCGUGAGGGGUUACUUUAUCUGUUUUUUUUAAACCAGGUUUGCUGUAUAUUUGAGCGGUCUCUCCUUUAUAUCAGCCCUCUGUGUCACGCCUGCUCCCACUCUUACCUCCUGGCACUCGAAGGUGCCAGGCUCUCCAGCAAAGCACACUCCUGCCAUCAUCAUUACACACACCUGCCUUUCCCCCGUCACGCGCGUCAGAGAUUUUUGGAUUCACCUGGACUCAAUCACCUCUGUCAUUACCUUCCCUAUAUUUGUCUGGUUCCCCGCUCUGUUCCCUGCUUCUGCAUUAAUUGUUGUUUGUCUGUGUUUACCCGUGUGCUGACACUGUUCCUGAUUAAAUGUUUGACUCCCCGUACCUGCUUCUCAUCUCCAGCAUUGGUCAUUACACUGAUAAGCAAGACGUGCCGCUCUGUUCUGGGCCAUGUGUUUUGACCAUGACAGUUGACAAUCUAAGAUAACGCAAAGUAAUUUAGUCUCCUCAACUUGUUCAAAAGCCACACCAUUCAUUACCAGAGGUUUAGAACUUAGGGAAUGAUUUGUACCAAAUACAAUGCUCUUAGUUUUAAACAUGUUCACUACCAGUUUAUUACUGACCACCCAACAGACUGCAACUCUUUGUUUAGGGUUUCAGUGACUUCAUUAGCUGUGGUUGCUGAUGUGUAUAUGGUUGAAUCAUCAGCAUGGACACACAUGCUUUGCUUAAUGCCA